AUGCAGAUCGUAUUGUUGUUCGUGAUGAAAGGUGACAUCGAUGUCUUUUCUUUACAAAGCACUCAAAUUUGAUUCUUCUUGAUUCUUUUGGAUAAAAGUGAUGAAACAACGAUUCUGCGCGAUCAUUCAUUCAGCUCCGUGCGAUUGGAAUAUGUGGAGAGCAAUUUUGAAAGAGUACGAGCGCAAGUGGCAGCUGAUAAAAAGGCGGACGUUCAACGAGAAAGGCAACAAUUGCUUGGAGAGAUCGACGAGGAGAUGAAAUUACGUCGAAAAGAGCUCGAGCAGAGUCAGCAACGAAUCACUAUCAGCCACGAAACACCGCAGAGGACUGAAGAAUCUGAAAAAGUGCACGAGCUGGAGGUUGAACUCGAUAAUCUGCAGACGUUAAGCGCAUCGUUUAGCAUUACUUCGAAUCGGAUAGUGGAGGAAAUUACAUUUGAAGUUGAGUCAGUCGAUCGAAAAGAGCAGCUGAUGGCGUUGCAAAGUGAAGUGGAUCGUGCAAAUUUCAUACUUUGUCGCUUUCAAAAAGAAAACAUUGUAAAUUUUUUAUUCAGUCCAUCCACUAUUUGUUUGAACAGAAAUAUUUUUGAUUAUUUGAUCAGAAGGUUAACGGCUAUCGACAUGUUCAAUAAUGUUUUCAAUCCUUUUUAUUUGUUUUAA
Messenger RNA from Anisakis simplex (herring worm), 660 nucleotides. The record is from the annotation of a GenBank genome assembly. NCBI's taxonomy places the organism in Eukaryota, Metazoa, Nematoda, Chromadorea, Rhabditida, Anisakidae.